Molecule: messenger RNA, 2023 nt
Organism: Scophthalmus maximus (turbot)
Lineage: Eukaryota; Metazoa; Chordata; Actinopteri; Pleuronectiformes; Scophthalmidae
Product: UDP-glucuronosyltransferase 2A1
Exons: 2
Coding region: 155-1732 (525 amino acids)
Molecular function (GO): UDP-glycosyltransferase activity
Source: RefSeq, a predicted model, not a curated record
CAAACGAAACCAGGAAGUGUUUUAUAGGAUCACCACUUUGACUGUUUUGAGGGAGUUGACAUUAGUGGAAAAAACUUUUUCACUGCAAGCUUUGGAAUUUAAAGACUGCUUUGGUUUCGGGGAAAAGGGAGUCACCGUUCUAGAAGAUUUGAAGAUGAUUCGGUCACUGACUCGCAUCAUGUCUCUUUUGGCUGUUAUUAUUCCUGCUGCCCACGGUGGGAAAAUUCUGGUGUUUCCAAAUGACGGAAGCCACUGGGUGAACAUGAAGAUACUUGUUGAGGAGCUGCAUUCAAGGGGACACACUGUGACGGUAAUGCGGGCCGCAGACAGUUGGUACAUCAGUGAAAUGUCUCCACAUUACAACACCGUCACAGUGGAUAUUGCUGGUGGUGCAAAUGAGGAUUUUUUUAAACUCUUUGUCUCAGAAGUUAUUAAAAUUAAACGAAGCAAGGGGUCUGUUUGGGCCCAAUUAGCUCUAGACCUGGAGUUAAAAGAAAAGUUUUCAGACUUACACAAGAAAGUGUGUGAGGUGGUUGAGUAUGUUUUUGAAAAUAAGGAAUUAAUGAAGUCCUUCCAAGAUGCCAAGUAUGAUGUUGUUUUGACUGACCCUGCUCAAGGAGGAGGAGUCAUGCUUGCUCACUACCUUGGAUUGCCACUAGUGUUUAAUGCUCGAUGGACGGUUCAUGGCGAGGCCCACUUUGCUAUUGCACCUUCUCCGCUUUCCUAUGUCCCGCUUCCACCUUCAGAACUAACAGAUCAAAUGACUUUCUUUGAGAGGGUCAAAAACAUUUUGUUUUACACCAUGAGGAUGCAUCUGUACAAACAGACAGUUGGACCACAUUAUUCUGCAUUGACCAACCGCUACAUUGGCCCAGAUGUAGACUACUUCUCCCUGUUUCAAGCAGCAGACUUGUGGCUGAUGAGAGUGGACUUUGUGUUUGAGUUCCCCCGUCCCACCAUGCCGAAUGUUGUGUACAUGGGAGGGUUCCAGUGCAGACCAGCAAAACCUCUGCCUCAACACCUGGAGGAUUUUGUGCAGAGUUCUGGAGAACACGGAGUCGUCAUCAUGUCUCUGGGGACUUUGAUUGGAGAGCUCCCCCCUGACUUAGCCGAUGAGAUCGCUGCAGCUUUUGCUAAAUUACCUCAGAAAGUCAUCUGGAGGCAUAAAGGUGACAGACCAGCCACUCUGGGCAAUAACACUUUACUAGUGGACUGGAUGCCACAGAACGACCUCCUGGGACAUCCAAAGAUUAAACUGUUUGUGGCACAUGGAGGAACUAAUGGAAUUUAUGAGGCUAUAUAUCAUGGGGUUCCAAUUGUAGGCAUUCCCAUUGUGUUUGAUCAAGCUGAUAACCUCUCCAGACUGAGAGCAAAGGGAACAGCAAAGGUUAUAGAUAUUUUUCAAUUAGAUAGGGAAACAUUUCAGUCUGCCAUACAGGAAGUCCUGAAUGAGCCCUCGUACAGAAUGAACAUGCAGAGACUCUCCUGGCUGCACAGAGAUCAGCCAACAACACCACUGGAUAAAGCCCUCUUCUGGAUAGAGUUUGUCAUGAGGCACAAAGGUGCAGCUCAUCUGAGAACAGAGUCCUACAGACUGCCCUGGUAUUCCUACCACUCUGUAGAUGUAGUGUUGUUUUUGCUAACAGUUGCACUGGUUGUUUUGUUAUUAUUUGUUGGGUUGGUACGGUCGUGCUUCAGAUUGUGUUUGAAAAGAAAAGUGAAAUCCGACUAACGAGGAAGGAUUCAUUAUUAAUUUUCAUUCCGACUAAUAUGUUACAGUCAGUUUGGAGGACGAGUGGAAAACUGAGAGAGUAUAUGUUUUACUUUUGGAUUUUACUUUGAGUCUACUGAUACUUUCCCGACUUAAAAUGUAUUUUUAAAAAAAAUCAGUUUUGACAACCAACUUUGCUGUAUGAAAUCUGUUGGAUUAUUUUGACUAAAGUUGAAUCAAUUUAACAUUUACUUUUGACAAACCAGUAGAAAGUCUGAAAACUCAGAAAAUAAAAACUACCACAGUUUUUAA